AUGGCCGACAACCGAAUCACCAAGCCCACAGAAGCCGAUGCCCUCAUCUUGGAGGCAUGGGGCCAAGGCCUUAUGCUCGGGAGUUUGCUGAUCAUGGCAGCUAUUACUGUUGCCAAUAUGAAGAAGCACAUUCUGCUCCACAAAUUGAUCUUUGCCGAGCUCAUCCUGGCCAUGCCCAAUGGCACCUUUAUUUUUCCACACGAACCUGUCUAUGGAUGGUACCUUUCUAUCACGGCCAUCGGUUUGAAUGUCUCCUGGGCGCUACACAAUGUCAUCGCUUGGAUGAAGUGCAAGCCUUUCCUCUCGCGGAAGGUUUCGAUCUUCUACAUCGUGACUGUUGUCCUUUGCUUCCCAUACUGGGGCCUGGAGAUUUACGCCAACUUUACAUACUUCAACAAUAUCAACAAGAUAUUCCUGAAGACGAGACCCUUAGAGCCGUUAUUCCGUGAUCCAUGGUGGAUCUUCACGACAGUCAACCUGUUCUGGACAAUCAAGCGACAAUACAGCUUUAGUCUGUAUGAACUGGUGAAAAUCAGCCCCCGAUUCGGCGUCAUGCUCCUGGCAAUGUGCUUGUCAAUAGCCUUCAUGAUUGUCGAUACAUGCAGCGUAACGAACGCCUUUUCCAGCGUUCUCCCAGUGGGCGUCGAGCCCUUUUGGAAGUUAUCAUUCGUUUUCAAGUGUCUCUGCGACACGGUCAUCCUCGACGAUUUCAAAACAGCCCUGGACCACAUGCGCGCUCACUGGAUGAAGAAGGCCGCCAAUACCGAGCUCUUGUCAACACCGACGCCUGUCACGUGUCCACGCGCUCACAGGUCCCCGGAUGACAUUGAGGCCAUGCCUACACCCAGUGACAAUACGAUCAAGGUCACCUUUACUCGCACGGUUCAUAUGGAGGAUAUCCCUCUGCGCGGUGUGUAG
This is a messenger RNA of Penicillium antarcticum, 918 nucleotides long. RefSeq lists its product as uncharacterized. The transcript has 4 exons. NCBI's taxonomy places the organism in Eukaryota, Fungi, Ascomycota, Eurotiomycetes, Eurotiales, Aspergillaceae. The coding region runs from base 1 to 918 and encodes 305 amino acids. The record is from RefSeq and is a predicted model, not a curated record.